GCGCGCAGAUCUGCUCCCUCCAGGGCCGCCUCCAUUUCCCCUCUCCACCAGGACACCAGGGAAGAGGGCAAAGGAAGGGUCCUGCCCCGAGGAAUGGCUGCGGAUGUCCACAAGAAGAAAGGCUGGGAAGUGCCCAACGGAUCCCUGGCGCCGGGAGAUGGCCAGCACGCUGAGCGGGCCGAGAGUCCCACGCCAGGACUGGCGCAGGGGACGGAGCCGGGGGCCGGCCAGGAGGGAGCCAUGUUUGUGCACACUCGCUCCUACGAGGACCUGACGAGUCCCGAGGACGGUGGAGCGGUGGCCCGGAGCCCAGAGGAGAGGCAGGGGGAGCCAGCCGAGCCCACCAGCAUGGAGCAGAUCAGCAAGGACUUCAGCGAGCUGAGCACCCAGCUCACAGGCAUGGCCCUCGACCUGGAGGAGGAGAUGAGGCAGAACAAGGAGGGGAAACUGGAGCCAUCCCCACAGGCCACCCGCCACGACUCGGUGCUGUCGGGCAAGGAGGAGGAGGAUGUCACCAUGGAUGCCUGGCGCAUGCACCGGAAGCAUGUGUUCGUGCUGAGCGAGGCAGGCAAGCCUGUGUAUUCCCGUUAUGGGUCUGAGGAGGCCCUCUCCAGCACCAUGGGUGUCAUGAUGGCCCUGGUGUCCUUCCUGGAGGCCGAGAAAAAUGCCAUCCGGUCUAUCCAUGCAGCAGAUGGCUACAAGGUGGUCUUCGUGCGGAGGAGCCCACUGGUGCUGGUGGCAGUGGCGCGGACUCGGCAGUCAGAGCAGGAGAUCGCCCACGAGCUGCUCUACAUCUACUACCAGAUCCUAAGCCUGCUUACCUGGACCCAGCUCAACCACAUCUUCCAGCAGAAGCAGAACUACGACUUGCGCAGGCUGCUCGCCGGCUCUGAGCGCAUCACUGACAACCUCCUUGACCUCAUGGCCCAUGACCCCAGCUUCCUCAUGGGCGCUGUGCGCUGCCUGCCCCUGGCUGCCGGUGUCAGGGAUGCUGUGAGCACCAGCCUCCAGCAGGCCAAGGCCAAGAGCCUUGUCUUCUCCAUCCUCCUGUCAGGGAACCAGCUGGUGUCUCUCGUCAGGAAGAAGGACCAGUUCCUCCACCCCAUCGACCUCCAUCUCCUCUUCAACCUCAUCAGCUCUUCCUCCUCCUUCCGGGAGGGCGAAGCCUGGACUCCCAUCUGCCUCCCCAAGUUCAACUCCAGUGGCUUCUUCCAUGCCCAUAUCUCCUACUUGGAGCAGGAGAUGGACCUGUGCCUCCUACUGGUCUCCACUGACCGCGAGGACUUCUUCACCGUCUCUGACUGCAAGCGGCGCUUUCAGGAGCGCCUGCGGCGGCGAGGGGUGCACCACGCUCUGCAGGAGGCCCUGCGCACCCCCUUCUACAGUGUCGCCCAGGUGGGCAUCCCUGACCUCCGGCACUUCAUCUACAAGUCCAAGAGCUCUGGGCUCUUCACCAGCCCUGAGAUUGAGGCACCCUACGUGCGGGAGGAGGAGAAGGAAAGGCUCUUGGGGCUCUACCAGUACCUCCACAGCCGAGCUCACAACUCUUCGCGCCCCUUGAAGAACAUCUACUUCACAGGCCCCCGUGAAAACCUCCUGGCUUGGGUAACUAGCGCCUUCGAGCUCUACAUAUGCUACAGUCCCCUGGGGACCAAGGCUGGUGCCAUCAGUGCUGUCAACAAGCUCAUGAAGUGGAUCCGCAAGGAGGAAGACCGGCUCUUCAUCCUGACGCCCCAGACGUACUGACGGGCACUGCCCACGCAUGGUGCCAGCUGGGGGGACCCCUGCUGGGUUGGGGCACCCGUUGCUUGGGGCAGCCCGGGCUGUGCCCGAUCCUUCUUGUGAGUCCGGGGGAGAUGGCACGGAGCGACCCUGGGAACGCGGGGGAACCCACCUGUGGGACCGUGAAACCCAGGUGUUAGAGAUGGGGUGCAAAGCUGCCUGGGGAAGGGGUGAGCAGGGCUUUCACUCAUCUUCAGGCAAUGUCCUUACUCCAGGGGGGGCUGCCCUUCUUCUGCGGCCCCAGGGUCAGUCCCUCGCUGUGGGGAUCCCGGAGUGGGGCUACAGGUGCCCCCUUGUUGCUGGAAGAGAGCUGAGCCCCCCAGGGUCCCGCUGCCUGCACCUGGCACCCUCUGCACGCCGCUCUCCUGUGGCUGUGCCGAGGGUGAGGGGCUCCCUGGGGGGAUGUGGCAGUGCUGGGGGGCCCCUGCACUGCUGUGCCCGCAGAGGGCAGGUGACAGUGCCCAGGUGGGGACAGGGCUGGCCCCGGCACUGCCAGCGCUGCUCCUCACACUGCCCUGGAGGAGCCAUGCCCCUGGAUGCCAGGCAGCCCUGACCAUUGCAGGAGCUCUGAACUGGGCAGGCUGUCCUGGAGCCAUGGCUGCGAGAAAGGCCUGAGCUGUGCCUCUCGGAGGUGAAGGGCCUACCAGAGCCAGGAGCUCUGGCAGCGGCUGUUUCUGAGCACCUGCAGCACCUAGCAUGGCCUAGGCACCACCUGCCGCGCUCAAGUCGUCCUCGGGGAUGCUGGCAGACAGGGUGGCAGGUCAGCCUAUGCCCCAGCUACGGCAGUGAGGGUCCUGCCUACCUCCCCGUGGGGACACAAAGCAACCCCAGAGAGACUCGGGUUAACAGGGUGCCUGCUGGGGUGCUCAUGGGCCAUCUUGGGCUGCCAGAGGGUGGCACAUGAAUUGGCCACCCCCAUCCUGCCCCUUGUGCAGUGCCCGAUCCCUUGCAGCAUGCCCCAAAGGGGCAGCUUGAGUGCAGCCCCUCCAGAGACCCCGCUGGCACAGGACCGUGGUGCCGCAUGGCUCAAGGAGCGUCUUCACCUCGGUGCAGGGGCCCAGACUUUUGAACCGGCUGCACUGGGUGUAUGUGGCCAGGCUUACUGCGCGAGGACCGAAGCCACCUCUUUCUGGCCAUCCCUGGGCACCAGUGUGGGGCCGUGGGCUCAGGAACCCCACAGCAUGCCAGGCACAGCUCUGAGGAGCAGGGACUGGUGUCCCCGCUGAGGAAGCAUCGCCCGACCCCACGUUUUGGAGCUGUCUGCCAAGCACUCGGGCAGACACUCGGGGAGGAGAAUGGCCACAGAGACACCAAGGGAGCUGGGAAGGACCAGGCAGGGCUAGCACAGGAACUUCACCUCCUGUAUUUGUGCUCCUGCCAGACUGUAACUGCUUGUCUUUGCUCAUAAACAUUAUCUGGACCCGAAAUCAAUUCUUGUCACAUUA
Molecule: messenger RNA, 3227 nt
Organism: Struthio camelus australis
Lineage: Eukaryota; Metazoa; Chordata; Aves; Struthioniformes; Struthionidae
Source: RefSeq, a predicted model, not a curated record